GCAAAGCUCAGAUUUGUUACUCAUAACCAUUAUCUCCAUUCUACUGUUUGCUGUGUCCUUAGCACAUUCACAGCCAUGGCCCAGUUUCCUGCCGAUCCUCACACAACGAUGAUAUGAUCAAUAGGUCCAUCGCACAAUGACCGUCUCGCUCGGCUCUAUGCCACUUUGGCGAUGCGGAGUUCGUCGUCCUUUGAAUGCACAUCUCCAUCGCAUAUCCAGCAUGCGCUGCCGAGGCUUCUCGUCGUACCUGGUGACACCAAAGGAGCUCGACGAAGCCCUAAAGAAGAAUGCACCUACUGCCAUCUCCACGGCCCCCAAAGUCAUCCCCAUCUGUGCCGCCUGGUUCAUGCCCAACGAUCCCGAGAAAAGAACAGGUCUCCAGGUUUUCCUUAAGAAGAGAAUACCCACUGCUCGUUUCUUUGACAUUGACGAGAUAAAAGACCAAGAGUCGGAAUGGCCACACAUGCUCCCUACCUGCGAUGCCUUUGCAGACGCAAUGUCCAAGAUGGGAGUCCGACGGGAGGAUGAAGUGGUCGUUUACGACACUGAAGAGCUCGGUUUAUUCUCUGCUCCUCGUGUGGCCUGGACCAUGCGGGUUUAUGGCCACCCCAAAGUCCACAUUCUCAACAAUUUCCGUCUCUGGGUCAAGGAAGGUUACCCUAUUGAGACUGGUCCUCCAGAAGUUCCCAACAUCACCAAGUAUCCAGUUCCCGCGUAUAAUACCGACAUGGUGGUGAAAUUUGCGGAGAUGAAAACAAUAGGCUACGACUAUGGAAAGGAGGGUUCAGAAGAGAUUCAGAUACUCGAUGCUCGGUCCAAAGGUAGAUGGGAAGGUACAGAACCAGAACCGAGAGCCGGAAUCCGAAGCGGGCACAUGCCUGGUUCAACAAGCCUGCCCUUCCAGGAGUUGCUGGAUCCCGAGACCAAGGCGUUGCUGCCUCAGGAGGAGUUGAAAAAGGUUUUUGAGAGCAAGCACCUUGACCCCAAGACGCCAUUCAUUACCACUUGCGGCACUGGCGUGACCGCAGCCAUCAUCGAGGCGGCCCUCAAGGAGGCGGAGUUCGGCUCAGAGCACGACCGGAGGCUGUACGAUGGUAGCUGGACGGAAUGGGCCUCCAGGGUAUCUCCGAGUAGUGGUCUGAUCCAAUCCAAAACAUCAGAAUCAGGCAAAUCUUGAGCGGGACAUGCCUGUCUUUCACGACUGCGGAGACGAUCUCACGCGGGCUGCAUUGGUGGCAUUGCUUUUAGCGAGGGCGUUUGUGGUGUUGGGUUCCUGCAUUCACACGGCUGGCGCGGUGCGAGUCUAAGCAUCUUCCUCCCAUCGUCGAAGUGCACGUUAUUGUCGAGCUCUCAUAGUCCAUGUCUCUUUCCAGUGAAUAAUGCAAUAUGCCUCUAGAAUCUUUGCGCGGACGCCUGCUCCCCAAGUAUUUUGCAACG
Messenger RNA from Cladophialophora immunda, 1437 nucleotides. RefSeq lists its product as uncharacterized. The record is from RefSeq and is a predicted model, not a curated record. The transcript has 2 exons. Bases 137 to 1177 code for a protein of 346 amino acids. NCBI's taxonomy places the organism in Eukaryota, Fungi, Ascomycota, Eurotiomycetes, Chaetothyriales, Herpotrichiellaceae. Gene Ontology annotation, cellular component: mitochondrion. Gene Ontology annotation, molecular function: thiosulfate-cyanide sulfurtransferase activity. Gene Ontology annotation, biological process: transsulfuration.